AUGGCUAACAAUAUUCUCAGUAAUGGUCGUAUUCAACAACAAACGAUAAUCUCGCAACGAUUGAAAAAUGACAAAGGAAAAAAAGUACCUGAAAUAUCAGCUAUAGAAAGCAACAAUUGGCUGUUGCAUCGCCACUAUACUCGACACGAGUACAAAACUUGUAAAGUAUUAAUCGAACAGGAAUUAACAAGGUCGAAUGGACAUAAUGAGUACGCGAAUUAUUUAAAAGGUUUAAUACUGAGAAGAGAAGGAAAAAUUCAAGAUUCGUUGAACUGUUUUCAGGCCGCUUAUAACGUCAAUUCAACCAACAUUAAUAAUGUGAAGCAAAUAGCUAAAUCGUUUUUGAUAAUGGGAAGUCAUAAACAUGCAAUCGAUACGUACUUGGAAGCUGAGAAAUUAUCAAGUAUACCAGACUGGGAAAUUUAUUUUAACUUAGGGGAAUGUUACAUGAAGUUGGGGAAACUGUAUGAAGCGAAAAAGUAUUUAAAAAAGUCGAUUGAGUUGACGAAAAAUGAAUUACCGUAUAUUGCUUUUGCAAAAGUUUGUCUCCUUGAAGAUCAUGUUACAGAGGCCCAAAACGCUUACACGGCUGCUCUUAGCGGAAAUCCGGAAAGCAUCAAAGCUGCAUCCGCAUUGGGUCUUUUGUAUCUUAAAAUUAACGAUGUUCAACGAGCAUUUCAACAAUUUGGAAAUGCAGUUGCUCAUUCUCCACAUUGCACCAAGGCAAUUUUACCGAUAGCUUACAUAAUUCAAAACCACCAGGAGUAUGAUGUGGCAUUAUCGAAGUAUAAACUAGCAUCACAAUCGAUUCCAGAAUCGUAUGCUUUAUGGAACAACGUCGGAAUGUGCUUUUACGGCAAGCAAAAAUUCGUGGCUGCAAUUAGCUGUUUGAAGAGAGCUCACUACCUCAAUUCUAUGGCCUUUCUGCCCGCUUAUAAUUUGGGCAUGGUUUUUCUGACCACUGGCCAACCAGCCUCAGCAGCAAUUUAUUUGUGCGCUGCGGUUAGUGCUGACCCAAAAAAUUCAAUGCCAUAUCUCUUGCUUGGACUUGCUCUGAAGCGUCUAGAUGAUCUGGAGGGUGCAGAGAAAGUGUUGGAAAAGGCUCAUGCUCUCUCGCCACAAGAGCCACUGGUAUUAAUUAAUUACGCAAUAGUAUUAGAGGUACUGGGCAAAAGAAGUAUCGCGACUGAACUUUUAACGGCACUGAAUGACAUUACGGCUGUGAUCGAGGUGGACGCGCAGAUAACGCAGACCGCAAAGAAACUGGCAACGAAACUUCAACAGGGAAGAACGAGCAACACGCAGGAGGAGGAGCCGAGGGUACUUAACUCGGACGAAGUUUGA
Messenger RNA from Eufriesea mexicana, 1344 nucleotides. RefSeq names its product Bardet-Biedl syndrome 4 (gene BBS4). The record is from RefSeq and is a predicted model, not a curated record. The coding region runs from base 1 to 1344 and encodes 447 amino acids. Gene Ontology annotation, cellular component: ciliary basal body. Gene Ontology annotation, molecular function: protein binding. Lineage: Eukaryota; Metazoa; Arthropoda; Insecta; Hymenoptera; Apidae. The transcript has 10 exons. Gene Ontology annotation, biological process: protein localization to cilium; cilium assembly.